This is a messenger RNA of Gloeophyllum trabeum ATCC 11539, 2081 nucleotides long. Its product is annotated as Spc7-domain-containing protein. Gene Ontology annotation, biological process: mitotic sister chromatid biorientation; mitotic spindle assembly checkpoint signaling; protein localization to kinetochore. Lineage: Eukaryota; Fungi; Basidiomycota; Agaricomycetes; Gloeophyllales; Gloeophyllaceae. The coding region runs from base 250 to 1809 and encodes 519 amino acids. The record is from RefSeq and is a predicted model, not a curated record. The transcript is spliced from 9 exons.
GGGAGAGCAGAGAGUCCUGCUCGGGCAUCGCCUGUCGUGGGUCGUGUGUCACCUGCACCAUAUGUUGCAAGUAUCUACCCUCCCUUGCCUGAAGGCAGACAGGGUAGUCCUUCGCUCGGUCGCGCAUCUCCAGCACGUGCCACCGCACCCUCUCUAUAUCCUCCAUUGCCCUCUUCAAGCAAGGACAGCUCAGCUCAUGCAUCUCCGGAGGAACCUACGAUCGUGGAUGUGACAUAUGGUGAAGAAGAGAUGGCGGGAAACCCGACUGAGGAGUGGGUCAAAAACAUGCAGGAUGCAGGUAGCUUUGACGACGAGGAGGAGCCUCCAAUAUCCAUCGAACAAUUCUUCUCUUUGACCGGGAUCAAAUUCAUGGAUGAGCUGACAGUGCCCCGCCGGUCUACGUUCCAUCGCGCUGGCAUCCAAGCCAGGAAUCGGCGAGACUCGGCUACUUCAGACACCGGAGAAGAGCCCGUUAUUCCUCUGGCAGAAUACGUCGUAGCGAUGACUGUGGAUGUACCACAACUAGAGCUAUAUUCGCAUGUCGCCCAGGACCUGCAGGCGUGGAUUGAACAUAGCAAAGCCAACUUCAAGCAGGCUGAGGCGGAGUGUGCCAAAGUAACUCCUGAACUGUUCAGGGAGUAUUCCAGGUGUAGUGAGGAAGAUCGACCUGACUUCCAGCAAAGCCUGAAGUUGAUCAAGAGCCAUGCCCACGACCAAGCAAAGUCACAAUGGUAUGAGUGGAAGCUUCAGUGGGUCGAGCAGCUCCAAGAAACGGCUGAUCAAGGAUUUGCUGAUCUCGAAGCUGAUGCCAAAGUGCUUGAAUCGCUCACUCGACAAGUACAGGACCUGCUACCGUCUCUGCGAGAAGAGUAUGAGCAAGCCAUCCGUGAGCUCGAACAGGAACAAGCUGAAGUAGACGAACUCGAGAGGAGUGAUCAGUCAUAUCUCAAUGAACUGAAGGCCACUAUCGCGGAACAGGACUUCGCUCUGGACUCAUUCAGGACCGAGAUAUCCGAGAGCAAGGCCAAGCUAGCAAACUUGUCAGAGAAACUGGAGGAAAUCGAACAGCAGAAGAAAGAGUCAAUGCAAGCUAUUUCGGAUGCCGAGCGCAUGGCCCACGUCCAGAAAAAUAGCACAAAAGCUGAGGUCUUCAAGUUGCGAGAUGAACUGGAUUCAAUUCAGAAUCUGCACUACUGGCGUCCAUCCAAGAUCCAGUCGGACAUGAUUGAACUCAUAUAUGACUCACGAUACCUGGUUUCCAUUCCCUGCACGAAAUUCAAGCCUGUUCGACACGAAUUCAGCGUCACGCGCCUCACCGACCCUUCUACCAGAAGACGGGAUGACUUCCCCAAGCUUACGGAGUAUUCCUUCAAAGCGGGUAUGCAUCAAGUAAUGACUGAUCAAACAAUAGUGAAUGUACGCCAGAUCGUGCACCGCAUGAGCGACAUUUGGGCUGCCUGUGCACAACUCCGGCAACAAUUCACCUUCUUGGGUGUAAAAUUCCCUACAUCUGUUCGUAUUGAUUUGAGCGGGGGUGACAAGCCUCCUGGCUUGAUUGCCGUUGCCGCAAUCCUCUAUGCCGGGAAAAGGGCCAAGGCUCUCGUCAAAUUUUCCUUCGAUGCGGACACCUUUUUCCGCUGGCCGAAAUCCAUUGACUCCCUCAAAUGCGACGUAGAAGUCGCAUACGGGCCUAUUGAGUCGACGCCGAUACAAAAUGCGGUUCGCGGCCGAUUGGCGAAGGCCACUCCAGCUGACAACCACGGCUGCCUGCUAGAUGCUUGUAUCGAGGGCUCCGAACAAUAUGAUUGAAAAUGAUUAUUUUCUUUGCCAUGUAUAUCUUUAUUGCAUCUUGUUGUAUGUUCAUGCAAUGCUUUCCCAUUAUGCGCACCAGUCAAGAUUCUCCUUUGUACACAUUGAAUACAUUAAUUACAUGCGGAUGCAGAUGUUUGUACAUAUGUGGACGUGAGACGGAGCAUCACAAAGAUCGAGAAUAUUCACAAAGCAUGUCCAUAAAUCACACAUAAAAUUUAACACAAGAAAUCAAAGAGAUCGAAGACGCCUCUGGCUCUCGUCCAGCCCGG